Vigna radiata var. radiata (mung bean) is the source of this 3008-nucleotide messenger RNA. RefSeq names its product probable E3 ubiquitin-protein ligase RHG1A. Bases 589 to 2706 code for a protein of 705 amino acids. Lineage: Eukaryota; Viridiplantae; Streptophyta; Magnoliopsida; Fabales; Fabaceae. The record is from RefSeq and is a predicted model, not a curated record. Gene Ontology annotation, molecular function: ubiquitin protein ligase activity. The transcript has 7 exons.
UCUGUCUUCAAUGCAAUACAUUUUUAUUUUAUUAUUGUUUUUUUUUUUUCUUUCUCAGUUUUCUAUCCGAUUUUGAUAUCCUCCACCAUCCAACACCCUCUCUUCUCUCCCCUUUUCUCACUGUUCUUGCCUUUCUUCGUUUUCUACCAGGAGGAAAGGGAACAUUAAAUCGAAUAAAAAGCACCCCCGUAUCCAACAUGGUCUCUUUCUUUCUCUAUUUAUUUUGACCCACUCAUACCUUGAUUAUCCAAUUAGAUCGGCCGUUUUCGUUUCAUCUGGGGGUGCGCGAAUUUCUGGGACUAAUCAAUUGCCAAUGCUGCAUUAGGGGAAUUGGUACUGCAAGAUUCUUACUGAUUAUCAAGGAUUGGGUAGUGGUGCAUACCUGUUCUGUACGCCAAUCGAGAAGGUUAGGGCAUAAGAUUAAGAAGCACCUACACAUUGGCUUCUUAGUUACACAUUGACUUUAUCAAUAGAUGACCUUCCCGUGUUGAGCGCUGCUAAGUUUAGUGCCUGGCUUAUUGGUGGUUUAUUGAGGGAUUAAUUUCAUAUAUUUAAUUAUUUUGUGCGGGAAAUCAAUAGCUUCCUUCAAUGCAAGGGCAGAGAGGUACAGUUGGUCCAAUGCCAGAAACCUUAGAAUUUGAUUGUGGCUCUACGCCAGGUAAUUCGACUGUGGAUCAGCAGAUUUGCUGGAAUAAUGUGAAUCCUGCAGAAAAUCAAAUACCUGAUUAUAUACUUUCUCCUGGUAAUAUGAACUCAUCUUAUGUGAAUUCCAUUGAUCAUGAAUGGCAAAAUUUGAGUGGAUGGAGCUUAGGGGAGCCAAGUUCUAGCAGUACCCCAAAUGAGAUUAACAAUAAUGAGCCGAAACGAGAACUUGGAUGGACAUCAGCCAUUACUGCUGGUGCGUUGCCUGGUGCAAGGCUAGAAGAAAGGCGCCUUGAACCAACCAAUACACUUUCUCUAGACAAUGAUAACACAAGUCCUGUGUACAUGCGCAGUCCUGAGUCUCGUUUAAUGUCCCAGAAUCUCAACCUAAAUGCAGGUUUAGCGGAUAGUGGCGAUGAUAAUAGUCAACAUCUGGAGCUUUCUGACUUACACAUGUCUAGUGGGUCAUCAAACGAGUGCUUGCCAUCUAAUGUUGGAUCUGGUUCUUUUUUGCUUCCUUCUGCAAAUAGUGGCUUCCUGGUCGAAGGUUCUGAUGGUAGGCCAAGUUCUCUUGAUACACGACGAGUCUCUUGUAAAAGAAAGGCUGUUGAAGGAAAUAAUGGACAAUCUUCAGAUGCUGGAAGUUCUAGCUACAAUCAGCAUGCUGAUGGUAGUGUUUGGCAUGCGAUUCCUACUCAGGAUAAUGCUGGAAGCAGUUCAAACAGAGCUGUAUCCACAGAGCAGGUGAAUGCAAGACUUGGCCUGGGAAUGGGGAAUGAAGCAUCUGAAAACGUUCCUGAUUCAAACAUUGCAGGAAGCUCAGAAAGCUUUCACAGGAAUUUCCGGUUGAGGUUAAAUCCUUUGAGUCAACAAAAUUCCGUUCCUCCCGCUGCAUUCUCAACUGCGAGCACGAUUAGGCAGUCUGGUGUUUCUUCAUCCUCUCAAGCAUCACAAAGGUUUCAUUCCGUUGAUAAUUCUCUGAACUUGAGAUCAGCUCCACCAAUAGAUAACGUGGUUCCUCAAAGCCAGCCACUUGUAAUCCAUGUUCCUGCUUUGCCUAGGAAUAGGCAAUCGUUUAGAUGGAAUGGUGGUUCUAGCUCAAGAAAUAUCCAUGCAUCAAACCCAGUUAUGUGUGCCGACAGAGACCAAGAAGAUGCAAACUCAAGGCGAAUGUCUAGAAAUAUUUUGGAACAUCCCGUCUUUGUACCUGCAACUGAUUUAAGAAAUUUGGUUCAAAAUCCAACAGUUAGAGCUUCAAGUUCAAGUAGUGAAAAUUUAAGUAUUCCAGGAAAUGUCUCUUCAUCACGGACUGGAUCCAAUCCAGCUACAAACCCCGCUCCUGCCUCAAAUUGGGUAUCUCGUCCUAAUCCUCCACAACAUCCACGGAGGCUAUCUGAAUAUGUCCGUCGGUCCUUGUUUUCUCCUGGUUCUGAUCCUAUUGGAAAUCCAAGCAAUGCUUAUUCUUCCUUGCGUACUGCUCUUUCAACCUCUGAACCAAGGCCAUUAUCAUCUGGGACUGGGGCAAAUCCAAGAUCAUCUCCAUGGAUGGAUAGGCAAGGGGAAAGUGAAUUUGGAAUUCCUUAUUCACUGCGUGCUCUGGAUGUUGCAAGUGAAGGGAGUAGUAGAUUUGUAUCCGAGCUCCGGAAUGUGUUGGGCAUUAUGCGUAGAGGUGGGAAUGUGCGAUUCGAGGAUGUUGUGAUCCUUGAUCAUCAGUCGUUUCUUUCUGGAAUAGCUGAUGUUCAUGAUCGACACAGAGAUAUGCGACUUGAUGUUGAUAACAUGUCUUACGAGGAGUUAUUGGCUCUGGAAGAGCGCAUUGGAAAUGUGAGUACUGGAUUGAGUGAGGAAGCCGUAUUGAAAUUCUUGAAACAGAAAAAGCACUCGGUUGAAACAGAAUCUCAGAUUGAUGCAGAACCCUGUUGUGUUUGUCAGGAAGAUUAUGGUGAUGGAGAUGAUAUCGGAACGCUUGACUGCGGCCAUGAUUUCCAUAGUGACUGUAUCAAACAGUGGCUAAUGCAUAAGAAUCUGUGUCCUAUUUGUAAGACAACAGGCUUGGCAACAUGAUGUCUGUGACUCUAUCCUCGGGCAAUAACCAUGAUCAUGAAGAGAAAAAUGCACAAUUUACCCAGGAAAUUCUGGUGCUUUGCUGCUGCCUUGUCAUCAUACCUUUUUUUUUUUUUUAAUCUGUAGCCUAGUAAAUUGUCGUACCUGUCUGACAAAGGUUUCCCCUACACUCCCUCCCUGGAAUUUGUUAUAUCAUUUUGUUUAUUUAUCUAAAAGCCAAUUAUCACCCGGUUUAGGUGAUGGAUUGGUUUGGAUGAAGGAGCAAUUUCUUAACUCAAGUUAACAAGGCUUGCUUUCGUUUA